This is a messenger RNA of Dunckerocampus dactyliophorus (ringed pipefish), 801 nucleotides long. Its product is annotated as CD59 glycoprotein-like. The transcript has 4 exons. Bases 395 to 736 code for a protein of 113 amino acids. Lineage: Eukaryota; Metazoa; Chordata; Actinopteri; Syngnathiformes; Syngnathidae. The record is from RefSeq and is a predicted model, not a curated record.
AAAAAAAAAGCAGCACUUCACUUUAAAAUAAUAACCACGUCAUGGUCUGAUUGGUUUGGUCCCCCCCUCCCACAUUUAACUCAGUGGACUGGGAAAUGAGAGUAAUGCCGAGCGGUGGAGGGAACGUGGACAAGGCGCGACGGCAGGAGUGAAACAAAGGAGGGGUGGAAGGGGUGAAGAGGGAAAUAUAUGAGCUUCUGCUUGCUUUUCACCUUUUGCAGGUUAUACGGCACAACUCAAAAGGUCAACAGUGCCUCAGCCAUUCUACCCAAAACGCAUGCAGUUUACAGUUUGCAGUCACAUGACUCCACACACUUUGACCCCAUCCAAAAGGCUUGUUUAUUUGCGAAGGAGAUAAUCCCAUUCUGCACUUUAACGGACCAGUCAGCAAGCCAUGAGGAGCCCUGUGCUGAUUUGUCUGGCAGUCGGCUGGAGCUUGUUGGACUUUGGAGUGCUGUGUGCAGGAUGGUCCCUGCAGUGUUACUCCUGCCCUCACGGCUCCUCCAGCAGCUGUGAUGUCAUCCAUGACUGCAACAACCAUGAAGACGGCUGCCUUAAACUCACCAGCGCUGAGAAGACGUACAGUCGUUGCAUUACGUAUGCAGACUGCGACUUCCUGACGCUGGCUGCCAAAUAUUUCUCCCUCUCCGACUUCACCUUCUCCUGCUGCCAGUCAAAUCUCUGCAACAGUCAAGUCAGGAGCUGGACUCAGAGGCUUCACGACUUUUGGGGUUGACAUAACGCCAAAUAAAACUUCUCCACUGUCCUCACAGCUUUUAAUAACCUCAUUAAACAGGCAUU